Molecule: messenger RNA, 1089 nt
Organism: Rodentolepis nana
Lineage: Eukaryota; Metazoa; Platyhelminthes; Cestoda; Cyclophyllidea; Hymenolepididae
Source: the annotation of a GenBank genome assembly
AUGAAAGGACUGCUGCUGAUGCUGCUCCUUUGUGCUGCCUUUGUGGUACUCAUCUCCUGUUCUCCUGCACCAAAAAAUAGGAAUUACCUUCGAACUCAAAAUAAUAAUAUGAAGCCGAGACUGACAACGCGCAAUAAACGAUCCACAUUGAUUGAACAGAAAUCCCCGCGGCAGCUCAGGAGGAAACUCCCGAAGACAUCCAAUAAACCAUCGAUUGGAAGAAGAAGAAGCAGAAGAUCGAAGAUAAUGAAAGUGGGGACUAAAGGAAAUAAGGUGAUUAGGACUGCAAAGAAGAUAACUAUGCAGCCCAGUGUUGUAACCACUGGGAAAAUUAUUUCAACAACGACUGUGGAGCCAACAACAUUCUUGACAACACAGGAUACUCUUUCACCCACUAAUUUCACAGAGAAAGUUGCCGAAAAAACAACAACCCCCGAAAGACCUAUAACAAAAUCCAAGAUUGAAAAAUCAGAAGUGAGGAAAAGGAGUAAAAAUUGGAAAAAUCGAUAUAAUCAACAGCAAACUUACAAAAUUGAACCCGUUAAGUACUACUCGGAAAUAUUUGAUCCAGUAUUAUUUCCCAUAAUACCUCAACAGACGAACCAGAUAAAUCCUUUCGAAUACCAUCUUUUAAACCCCCUACCAGAGCAUGAUCAACAAUUUCAGUGGUAUUACGAACCUUGGCCGGAUUUUCAAUACAACUCCUGGGAAGAUUCCAACUGGUUGGCAAGUUUUAAAGGUAGAGACAAGAAACCAGAUUACUGCACGUCCAAAAACAAGAAAAAGAAACCUAAGAAAGGCCAACUCAAAACGGUUGCUGAAGCGAAAAAACAACCAAUCUCCUUUACUAAUGACACUGCACCACAAACAACGACUACAGAGGAAAUGUCAAAGAUCACAAUUCCACCAUUAUUCCAAGAAACCGUGAAUGAAAUAGAAAUGCUGAUCGACGAGCAUCGUACCCAAUUGAGGUCAGAAUCAAAUAGAGAGAUUAGGAGGCUGUUGGCCAAACGCAUGAAGGCAUCUCUGGAAGAUGGGGCAAACCACAUUAAGAAUUUACUAAGAACUGACCCGUUUGCCGGAAAUUAA